Molecule: messenger RNA, 1097 nt
Organism: Pisolithus orientalis
Lineage: Eukaryota; Fungi; Basidiomycota; Agaricomycetes; Boletales; Pisolithaceae
Product: GTP-binding protein ypt5
Exons: 5
Coding region: 196-972 (258 amino acids)
Molecular function (GO): GTP binding; GTPase activity
Source: RefSeq, a predicted model, not a curated record
CUGAUCUCCCAUGGAUCUGAUGUUUCGACCAUUCCUAAGUUUGCUGCGAUGCGUAGCUGCUGGCGAACACAAAGGCAAACAAACUGCUCCAGCACGCAGCCACAUAGCUGCCAGCCAUUACACCUUCCUGGCUCUCCCAUUCACCGCCAGUGACAAGCCCCCCCUUCUGGUCUCAAGGACGUCUCGACUUAAACGAUGACUGACGCCGCCUCAGGAGCUGUCGACAGAUCUGUCCAAGUCAAACUGGUCCUUCUGGGCGAGGCAGCUGUGGGCAAAUCAUCUCUAGUUCUCCGAUUCGUCAACAACGAGUUUCAGCCCAACAAGGAACCCACCAUAGGUGCUGCCUUCUUGACACAAAAGUGUCGUCUGGAGGAUCGUGUUUUACGUUAUGAAAUCUGGGAUACCGCUGGCCAAGAACGCUUUCACUCUCUGGCACCCAUGUACUAUCGCAACGCCCAGGCGGCCGUGGUCGUUUAUGAUGUCACGAAAGCCAGCAGUCUUGAGAAGGCCAAGUCAUGGGUAAAAGAACUACAGAGACAGGCCAAUCCCAAUAUCGUCAUUGCACUCGCAGGCAAUAAGAUAGAUUUAGUACAGUCAUCCAGUUCACCUUCCACCGCAGCCCCCGCCUCCGACUCCGAAGAUGAAGCCGACGACGCAACUGCGACCCCUGGAGAGACACCCGGCUCAGCGGGAGAACCCGAGUCCUUAAGACAGGUGCCUCGCGAAGAGGCACAAGCUUAUGCCACUGAAGCAGGGCUGCUAUUCUUUGAGACCAGCGCCAAGACCGGUCAGGGCAUUAUCGAAAUAUUUACAGAAAUCGCCAAGAAGAUACCCAUCGAACAUAUAUUAGCUUCCACCCGUGGGGCUGGCAGAAAUGGCACUCAGGUUAGCCGACCUGGAGCGUCGCGACAAGAGGGUAAUGUGAAUUUGGAAGAGAACCAGACGAAGGGCAGAGAUGGCUGCAAUUGCUAGCGGUUAUUCCCUAGUUGUUAUGCGAACCACAUUCACAACCGUCUCAUCCUGUUUUUUAAGUAACCGUUUUGAUCUAUAUGUUCGCGAUUGCUAGCUUCACUUGUAAUUUUCUACCCUUUUCUAAU